This is a messenger RNA of Trichosporon asahii var. asahii CBS 2479, 3075 nucleotides long. RefSeq lists its product as uncharacterized. Gene Ontology annotation, biological process: eisosome assembly; endocytosis; negative regulation of protein kinase activity. Lineage: Eukaryota; Fungi; Basidiomycota; Tremellomycetes; Trichosporonales; Trichosporonaceae. Gene Ontology annotation, molecular function: lipid binding. The transcript has a single exon. Bases 1 to 3075 code for a protein of 1024 amino acids. Gene Ontology annotation, cellular component: eisosome filament; plasma membrane. The record is from RefSeq and is a predicted model, not a curated record.
AUGAGCUCCUUCAUGGGUGGCGGGCACCGGAGCAGCUCCGACAGGCUGCUCCAGAACUACAUGUACGUUCUCUCGGAAUCUCGACCUCGGUUAGUUGCUGACCUCCCCAACAGGGACUCGCAGAAGGGCCUGACUACGGCUCUCUUGACAUUGCUGUCCCACUCGCAUACUUCGACUUCUUCCCUUCUUGCCUACGUUACCUCGUCUCCCGGAGUUCUCCUUCCGAUCCGCCGAGCUGUACGACAUGCCGCUUUUGAGGGACCGCUCUCUCCCGGCGGCGGUGAGAGCGCCCACGGUGGUACCAGCUCUAUCGCGGGCGACGGCGAAAACCUGGGCUGGGCUGCCUAUGUGUCCAGCCUCGAGGAUUUCCGCAAGAACCUUAAGAAGAUCCACGAACUCGAGGAGGAAAUGAGCCGCGUGAAGCGUGACCGUCAGAUUCUCGUCUCUCGCCUCAUCAAGACUACCAAGUCUCGCCCCACCAAGCGUGACAUCAAGGACAUGUCCUCGUCUCUGUCGUCCAACUUCCGACAGAAUGACGGCGGCUCUGUUCUGUCUUCUACUGGCUCCGCAUACUCGUACUCUUCUGAUGUGUCGGGCCACAUCUCCAGCCGUGAGGCUAAGCGCGCUCAGAAGAUGCAGGAGGCCCAGGCUGAGCUCCUUGGCUGCGAGGAGCACCUCCGCAGCCUUGAGGUCCGCAUCGAGACGGAGCGCAACAAGGUCAUGUACUCUGGUCUCGAAGAACGCUUCCAUGCCAUGGAGGCCGUUGGUCAGAUGUGGAUCGGCCAGGCUCGCCGCGGUCUCCAGGACCUCGAGAAGCUUCCGGCCGACGCUGGUGAUGGCCAGAACUACGAGCUCGAGUCGAACGCGUCACUCGCUCCGUCGCAGUCCGCUUCCCAGAUGGGCUACGACGAACGCGACUUCUCGCCUGCUGCUCACAAGCAUUCCAGGUCUCUCACCGCGGGCCGCCGCCCGGUCGCCCGUGGCCCUGGUUCCAUCAACGAAAGCAUUGCCGAAGAGGAGGAGGGAGGCGGCAGCUCCGAAGAUGAGCAGCCUCCCACCAACCUUGUCAUGCACGAGAACACUCGCGUGACGGAGGCCAACUUGAGGGCCAAUAACGCCUCAAACUCGCCGUCCGUCUCUCGCAGGCACUCGCACACCGGUAGUAAGACUACUGGGCGCAAGGCUACCAGCGAGCUCGGCACCGGCGGCACCUACAAGCCCCCGGGAACCAGGUCGCUUCGCAGGACCCGGUCCAGCGACCAUGGUCUUAGCCGUGUUGACGAGCAGUCGGACACCUCAAGCAUCCGCGCCAACACCUCAGCCUACCACCGCGGCAAGGAGAGGGACAAGAAGAAGCAUGGGUUCUUCUCGUCCAUUGCCCGGUUCUUCAAGGGCCCUCACCAUGAAGACAAGGGCAACCGUUCCGGCCGCGAGUCUCCCUAUAGGAAGGGUGCUUGGCACACGCGCACGGAUGAUAACAUCAAGCGUGCAAAGUCGUCCAACCCUCGCACGCGCCGUGCUGAUUCGAGCUCGGACGAGGAAUCCCUGUCCAACUACGAUGUGGUUGCUAACCAGCCCAACGCCCCGUCGUGGACUGUUGCCGACGUUGGCCGCGUCUCUGUCAAUCACGGCACGCACCCGGGCCUUGUUCGUUCGCCUUCUACGAAGGCUAGGUCUCACGCCGGCUCCGCCACCCCUCGUGCCGCCAUGAGCGUCGUGUCCAAGACGCCCACUGUGAAGAGCAACAAGUCGAACCGCUCCAGUGGCAAGCCUAAGACUCGUCCCAACGGCAGCAUCGGUCGCACGUCCAAGCGUGUGUCGUCGCCUCCCGGCCGUGCGGACAACAGCAUGAUGUCUAUUGUCGAUGCGCCUGCGCCGACCAUGCCUGAUGUGCCCAAGGCCCCGAGCGUUGGCCCUCAAAUGGAGCUCGCGAAGGCUCCCGGCUCGUCUCUUGUCGGAGACAGGCAGCAGCCCAAUGUCCAACACACGGCGCGCCACUCCACUCACAGUGCCGUGCAGCAGGCGCCCGCGCUUACUCACAACACUACGCCGAAGAAGAAGCGUGACUAUGACACCGACACCCUGCGCCCGCAGGACUCUAUCUCGCGCUCCAACAGCAUGAGGACGGACCGCUCCGGUCCUGGACGCCCGACCAAGUCGCCCAAGCGCCGCUCCUCGGACAGCUUCGACAAGGCUCCCGUCGCCGCCCUCCCCCCUUCGAAGCUGAAGCCGCCUCCUCUGAAGUCGGCUCUGCGCCCCACGUCGCCGUCGCCGGCCGAGCGUCAGCUCUCGCCUGACCCGAGGAUCACGACGCUGUACAGCGUUCACGCCCCCGGCCCCGUCCAUGUUGACGACAAGGACGUUGAACCCAAGAAGCCUGAGAUUGCCGGCUUCAUCACGGAUGACCCCAAGAAGCCUGAGAUUGCCGGCCUCAUCACCGAUGACCCCAACGACCAGAUUGCCGGUUUCCUCACUGACGGUCCUGACGUCAAGCCUGACAAUGACCGUCCUCGCACCAAGUCUCGUACUUCGUACACCACCGGCGCGACUGGCGACUCGGUCUACGAGUCUGCUGAGGACGACGGCUCUCGUCAAUACAACGACGCCAAUGUUGACGACGAUGCCACCGAGGUUGCCGGCUACCAGCCUUCGGGCUACUCGGACGGCAAUGACCUCGCCCGUCGCAAGAGCGUUCGCGUUCACGUGCCCGGCGAGGCGCCUGCACCUGCUCCCGCCCCUGCGUCCAACACUGGCGAUGGCUACCGCGAGACUAAGACGACGCACUACGUUACUCCCGUUGCCGCUGACUCUGCGCCGCGCGAGUCGAUGGACUCUGACGAGCUCGCGCCCCGAAAAGCACCCGCCGACUGGGGUACGCGCAUCGGCCGUAUGCGUGAGGACACGAGCUCGGAGGAGGACGAGCUCGACCCCGCGUACGCUAAGGCGCGCAAGCACCUGAUCAAGAAUGACGGUAACUUUGACAAGAUCAAGACCAAGUCAAAGUCCAAGUCCGGCAAGUCCAGUAGCAGCAUCAGGAGCAAGGGCAGCUCGCGCUCGAAGAGCUCCCGCAAGUAA